Molecule: messenger RNA, 981 nt
Organism: Arabidopsis thaliana (thale cress)
Lineage: Eukaryota; Viridiplantae; Streptophyta; Magnoliopsida; Brassicales; Brassicaceae
Gene: MSRB9
Product: methionine sulfoxide reductase B9
Exons: 3
Coding region: 288-719 (143 amino acids)
Biological process (GO): protein repair; response to oxidative stress
Cellular component (GO): cytosol
Molecular function (GO): peptide-methionine (R)-S-oxide reductase activity; oxidoreductase activity, acting on a sulfur group of donors, disulfide as acceptor
Source: RefSeq, marked reviewed
AUAAUAUACAUGCGUCAAUUAGAUCUAGAUCUACGUGUGAGUUGUAAUUGUAACCAUAUACAAUCAUUUUUUUAUUAUUAUGGUUUCUUAGGUGUUAGGAAGAUUCAUAUUGUCACAUUUCAGACGAAAUAGAAUAAAAUAUGAUUGUCUAUGCGUAUUUAAACCCCCCUUUGUAGUUCUUCUACUCACUCACAAAAUUAAUUCUUCUUCUCUUUUCUUUUCUUAAAAGAGCUCAAAACACACGACCAUCUUUCCGCUGUCUUCUUAGCUUCUUAUCUACCGUAAUCAUGCCAACAUCAGCAACAGCGGUGGCUCCAUCAACUGGAUCUGUCCAGAAAAAAGAUCAAGACUGGCGUGCGAUUUUGUCUCCCGAGCAAUUUAGAGUUCUCAGGGAAAAGGGCACAGAGAACCGAGGUAAAGGAGAGUAUACCAAACUGUUCGACGACGGAAUCUAUAGUUGUGCUGGUUGUGCAACUCCUCUUUAUAAGUCCACCACUAAGUUCGACUCUGGUUGUGGCUGGCCUUCCUUCUUCGAUGCUAUCCCUGGUGCCAUUAAACAAACGCCCGAGGCAGGAGGGAGAAGAAUGGAGAUCACGUGCGCGGCAUGUGACGGACAUUUAGGUCAUGUUGUCAAAGGAGAAGGUUUUCCCACAGCGACCGAUGAGCGCCACUGCGUCAACAGUGUUUCUCUCAAGUUCUCUGAAAUUUCCUCCCAAUAAGUCUAUAUAGUCCACAUUGAUGACCACUAUUGUUGGACCAAGUCCUCUCCUUCAAGAAAAUUUGAAAAUCAAGUCGGAUUGUUUGAGAUUGUCAUGUUAUGUUCCAUUCCUAGUCUUGUGUGAUAUGCUCGCUCCAGUGAUUGUUGUUUGUCCCUUGUAUGGAUAUCUUUUUAAUAAUUAUAUUAUUGUUAUCUUUCCAUUGACCCUUGAUAUGUUCAAUGCAAGUCCUAUAUAAUAAAAAUUGGCAUUUGUUUUCUCAUUU